Molecule: messenger RNA, 399 nt
Organism: Akanthomyces muscarius
Lineage: Eukaryota; Fungi; Ascomycota; Sordariomycetes; Hypocreales; Cordycipitaceae
Exons: 1
Coding region: 1-399 (132 amino acids)
Source: RefSeq, a predicted model, not a curated record
AUGUUCACGUCCACCAAGCCUGAUCCUGCAAUCAACGGCCCCUUCACCAACGAGCAAGAUCUCAUCGACGGCAUGAUCAACAAAUAUGAGCGCGACGGGAUAAAGGUAUAUGUCGGCGCAGAGCGAAUCCAGUAUCAGGUCGCCUAUUCCCGUCAAGUUGCUCACAAAGUAUUUAUCGGACCAGGCCAGCCAAUGUUCACGCACUGCGACAUUCAACGCAAGAACAUUAUGGUACAAUCAGACGGCAAGAUUGCUCUUAUUGACUGGAACACAUCUGGAUGGCAUCCCCAGUACUUGGAAUAUGCCGUCGUCAUAUGUUCCUGUGGCUCAUCGAAGAUGACUGGCCUGCAUGCGUUGCCGUCUCUGUGGACGAACACCCUAACCACCAGGCCUGGAUGA